Brassica rapa (field mustard) is the source of this 7439-nucleotide messenger RNA. RefSeq names its product ethylene-responsive transcription factor ERF026-like. The record is from RefSeq and is a predicted model, not a curated record. Gene Ontology annotation, molecular function: DNA-binding transcription factor activity; DNA binding. NCBI's taxonomy places the organism in Eukaryota, Viridiplantae, Streptophyta, Magnoliopsida, Brassicales, Brassicaceae. Gene Ontology annotation, biological process: regulation of DNA-templated transcription.
AGAAAAAUCAAUAUGAAUAUCUUUGUUUUAAAAUUAAAAUAGUUUGUUAAAUUAAUAAAAUAAUUUAGUUAAAACAAUAUAUUUUUAUGCAUAGUUAAUAUAAAAAGGCAAACUUGAUAAUAUACAUUGAGAUAUUUUAAACAUAAAAUCCUUAAUUUCUUUCAGUAAAAAGCCUAAGGUCUUGUUUCUUACAUAUCUCUCUCUCUCUCUACAUAUUAUAUAUGACUAACCCCAAUAGUGCUUUCACUGAAUCUAAAGCUAUAAGCCAAGCUUCUUCAUCGUCAGUUACUAUUGUCUCAGCUCGCACGUGCGGUGACAGUAUCUCUAGCUCUGCCGCGUGUGAAAAAUCUUGUCCACUUACUACUAUCACUUCUGCUACUGUUUCCUUUGCGGCUGCUACUUCUACAAGUGGUAGUGAUAAUGAUACAUUAAUGGACACUGACGCCGGAUUGAUCUCUCGCCGGAAAAAUCAUCCGGUUUACCGGGGGAUCCGUUGCCGGAGCGGAAAAUGGGUCUCCGAGAUCCGAGAGCCUAAGAAGACAACACGUGUCUGGCUGGGGACUUAUUCGACGCCUGAGAUGGCUGCCGCUGCCUAUGACGUUGCGGCUUUAGCUCUUAAAGGCGGAGAGGCGGUCUUAAACUUCCCCGAGUCCAUCGGGAGUUACCCUCUUCCGGUUUCCUCUUCAGCAGCUCAUAUCCGAACCGCUGCGGCUAAGGCGGCUGCUACGGUUGGUGCUGCGGCUGCGGCUGCUGUCAAUGCGGCUAUGAAGGGAGGUGAAAAGAAGGAAGAGAAAGUUUGCGACGGGGCGGGAUCUUCAGCUGUGGAGUUUGUGGAUGAAGAAGAGCUAUUGAACAUGCCUGGUUUGCUAGAGGAUAUGGCCAAGGGGAUGAUGGUGGCUCCGCCGUGGAUGGGGUGUCCUCCAUCGGAUGAUUCUCCAGAGGAUUCCGACGGAGAGAGCUUGUGGAGUUAUUGAUUUGUGUUGAAAUCUGUUUUAUUUUGUGUUGAAUGUUUGUUUACUUCUUUGCCAAUCACUGUAUGUCUUGUUGAAUAAAUCGUAUGUUUCCCACAUUUAUGAUUCAGGAAGACAAAUUCCUCUCAACAAUUUUAUUUAGUCACAUUUGUGUGUUUGGAAUGUUCUUGAAUUAGGGCUCUGGGGAGUUCUUGAAUUUUUGGAUUAGGGUUUUUCUUAGUUUUUUUUUUGUAUCUUAGUUACUUAGUCUAUCUAGCCAGUUUCUCUUGUGGUUGUUUUUUUUAUAUGUGUUUGAUGUUAUGAACACUUUCAUGAAUAGUUUUCAAUUUGUUUAAAAGAAUUGAAACGAAUUUCAUCUAACAAAUCUCCUGACAGUAGUUGGACAAAUUAAGACAAUCUGGUAAAAUUGGGUUAGAUCUCGCAGUUAAGAUAUUGAGCUAGAAAUCUAGUUUGGAACACAGUUCUGAUGCAAGUAAAGCUUCAUCGUACCAGUGAUAAUUAAUUCUCAUAUAUGAAUAUAUUCUUAAUUUUAUUUUUGUUAAAAAAAAUUCCUUAUAUUGCUUUUCUUAUAAAUCUACGGGAUCCAUUGAUGGAUCAAUAUAAUGAAAAAGCAAUUUUUUUUUUUUGGAAAGCAUGACAAUAAUCUAGAGACACUUUUUGUCGGAAAUGUUUAGCAUUUAGUUACGCUUGGAGUGGUUAAUUUGGUUUUCCUUCAAUUCAGUAUAUAUGUUUGUGUCGUAAUUGUUACGUUGUCAUAUACUCCAUAUCUACUGUCUGUAAGGCGGCUUACUUAUUAUCAUAUCGAUUAGAAAAUAAUAUUUUAACCAAAUAUAGGUUAUAUUAGCAUUGUCACAUUUUUGCUGAUAGCCACUAUAUAUGAUCUCAAGAUAAGAAGUUGUAUCUUUUUUUUUUGAGAAAACAUAAUUUGUAUCUUUUUCGAACUUUAAUUGCUGACAUAAUUUGUAUCUUACUCGUUUGCAUUGUGUCAUUAGCUAAACUGAAAUAUGCUAGACUAGAGUGUAUGUAACUGUGUAUUAAUUGCUGACAAAACACAUAAUGUUCUGGGAAAGAAAAUAUUUUAAUUCUUGAAAGACAAAGAAUAUAUGUAUGCAUCAGUUGAAUCAUACUGAGUAGGGAUUUCCAAGAUGCAGUCACUCUCACACAGACACACACACACACACACACACACACAUACAUAAUAUAUAUAUAUAUAUAGCUUGAUAAAAGAAAAAACAAUAAGAAAAUGCGACAUUGUGUAAGAAGUCUUUAAAAAAAGAAGAAGUCUUGAAUGACAAACAAUACAUGUAUGCAUCAGAUGAAUCAUAAUGUAGUUUCGUGAUGUAAGAAAUUUAUUUAAUUCAACAUUUGACUCUACAUGUCAGAAGUCUCAACAUUUGACUCUGAUGGUGAACCACCGUACACAGUCAUUUUUAUUUGUUUCUUCAUCUCUAAUCCUUGGCAAAGCAACAUUGCAUGUGCUGUCAAGGAAGUAGAAAAUGUGGCAUUUUUCUUAAUCAUCUUUCAACUUUAUUUAUAUUGGUAAAAAGUUAAAUGUUUGUAUAAUUUUAAUGAACCUAGGGUUUUUAGAAAUGGUAAAAAGGUAGGGGACAGGAUUCACUUGGUAUGUUAAAGUGACCAAAUUUUUAUUGUUAUAUAAAAUCAUUAAGCAUUAAAAUAUAUCUUCUUUUCAUUUGGUUAAUUAUAUAGAAAAUCAAGUCGGCUUGUUUCUUCUGAUUUAACAUUUAUACUAUUUUUUUUCUCUCUGUUUUUUCCCCUUGUGUGAUCAUCAUUGAUACACGUCGUUGAGUCAUUAAUUAACAUUGUAAACAAUUCCCUUAUUAUUCUAUCUAAUGUUGGUCAAAAUAAUUUGAUUAAUUAGAAAUAUGUGAUAUUGAUGAAGGUGGACUGAUUAUGAAACUUUAACUAAUAGAUGAUUGAAGAUAUGUCUAUUAGUUAGUGAGUCUGAAAUCCAACCCGUUUUCUCAUUAGCUAAUACUUCUACUUUGGUUUCCGAGUUGGAAAAGCCGGUACAUCCGGUUUACAAAGUUCUACAGUCGGUCUUUACUGGUUACAUUCCUUCUCAUCUUUGAUGGCUAGACUGAUCCAAAUCCGGACUAAACAUUUGACAUGUUUAUACUGCCAAAAGGUUGAAGAAAAAUAUGCUACUAAUAAUUAAUAAAAAAUUGAUUAGAACAAUGAUGUAAUCGUGUUACCUGUUCAUUAAGUACUCUAUAUGCUACUUUACGAUAUUCAAAUCUUUAAAGUUACUAUUCAAAAUACUUUAGGCUACUGAUUUGGAUAUUAAAUUACUUUAUUCUGUUUGCGUAUGAAGGUUUUGGCUAGGGAUAUGUCUCCAUAUAGUAUGUGAAGCCGUCUAUAAAAAAUGAAUCAUCUUUGGUAUCCCUGGCAAGCAGAUCCAAAAAACAGUAAUCAAAGAUUUCAAAAUAAUCGGAGAACAACUUCAGCUCACAAUUUGACAAAAUUAAAAAAGAUGUUAACAUAUACGAUUUCACCUAAUCAGUUGUCUCUUGAUCCAAAAGAAACCAUACUAAUUUGAUAUUUUGAGUGUGUGAUUGGGAAAUAUAGAGUAAAUAAGAGGGAAAAAUGUGAAAAAGAAAGGAAAAAUAAAAGUGAGAGAGAGAGUAAACUAAAGUAAAUACAGUUACUCUUGUUUGAAUUGGAGUAAAUUUAUUAGUGUGUUUUACUCUCUUUUAACAAUAACUAGAGGUAAAAGAAGGAAAAAUGUUUUUAUCUACAUUGGAAAGAUUUCAGAGUAAAUAUGAGUAACUGAUAUUUUUCUUUCAUUAUUUACUCUAGAAGUAAUAUACAGUCGCACCCUUUAUACUUUAGAUCCUAAAUCCAAUUUCUGAAGAAAGAAAUAAAAACUAAGAAAAUGAUGUAUAUAUAUAUAUAUAUAAUAUUUAUAUAGUGUUUCAUAUUUUAGCGUAAUAAUUAUGUCAACUUUCUACCACCACAAUCUAUUUUCAGAGUUAUCUUAUUUUUGUUUUCUCUAAACUUUCACUUUAGUGAAAAGUUUCAGAUCCAAAGUUCCGAACCGGUAUCGAUCCAAAAAAUCGGGUUUUGGAUUGGAUCUGGAUAUGAUGAAUACUCGAUUGGGUAUGUUUUCAUUUAUGUUUUAGAUAACGGAUCGGAUUAGGUAUUAUCUGAGAUUCGAAUGACUACCCGACACAUCUGAUUUUUGAUUCAUAGACUCAUUAAAUAAAUAUAGGUUUUAGUUUGUUCAAUACUAAUUUUAUUUUCUUGUAAGUUUAUUCAAGUAUGCUUUUAUUUAAUUUUAUAGUUCUGAUAUUUAUAGGUCUUAUUCUCUUAUAAUUGAUUCGAAUAUUCAUAUAAAUCGGGCAAAAACACCUAUUUUGGAUAUGUUCGGAUAAAAACAGCUGAAUCCAAACCGGAACAAUUUUUCUACGGUUACCUCAGAUAUAUCCGAAAUUAUCCUGCUUCGACAAAUACCGAACCGAAUCCGAUCCGAGUUUUAUAAAUACCGAUCGAUACUAAUUUUUACAUAUCCAAAAUAUCCAAGAUCCAAGAUACCCGAUCUGGUUAUCCGAAUUCUCAUGCCUAGAAUAAAUAAAGAAACAAAUACAUGAAUCUGUAAAUAUUUUGCUGUCAAAAAAAAAAUAUCAACAUCUCAUCCGAUUUUUAUAUAUUCAGAGUGUAAAGGUUUCCAUUUAUACUUUAAAUCAAAUACGUUGUGUGUUUCAGUCGAAAAUUAAGUCACCUACCAUUACAAACUCUUAAUUACUCAUAAGAAACCAACAUAGCCUCUUUUACAAAAAACAACAACAUAACUUCAAAUAUUUUUCAGAAUAUUUAAUUACACUUUCAGAAGUAAGAAAACUGCUGAAUAGAAAUUAAGUCAUAUAUUACCAAUUGAGAAGCUAUGGUUUUAAGAACGUUCAAUUGCACUUGUGAAAGUAACAAAAAUGCUGCCAACAAAAAUGGAUAAUGUUUUGUAACGAUAGUCUGUAGUAAAGGAAACAAGUGUGCUAAUCGAACGCUUAACACAAAGUGUGCUAAUCAAACCCUUAAGACAGUGUGCUAAACACAACAAAAAAUAAUAUGACUGAAGGAAAGGAAAACAAAAAUGUAAAGUAACAGAAAGGAACGAGACACGACUAUCAUGGCAUUAUUGUUCAACAGAUUAAUAAAGAAAUCGAUAUAUUUAUGUAUUUGUGUUUUUUUGUUGGUCAGAUGUAUUUGUGUUUAUUAUUCAUCUUUUUCCUUCUUAAGAGAGGAGACAAGGGAGGUAUCUUUCUCGAUAUCACCGGGGACCAUCCACUAUAACUUUACCUGGAAUAGCGGUCAAAAUUUUAACUUUAUAUUUCUACAACUCGUAUGAGUUUUAUUUUUGGCUAUAGACAUUGAAAGUCUAUGCGGAAACUGGAACCUAAAAGAAAUUUUAUUCACUCGAGGUAUUUUACUGACAAUGCUUAUGAAUAAAAAUAGAAAACAACAAAAGGAAGAUAAAAUGAGGAGAGGUUUUUAUAUAAGAACAUUAGAGAAUCUUAUAAAACUCAUAGAAAUACUUCUCUUUAUAAAUAGUGUAAUUUUUAGUAAAACGUAUAUGUAUAUAUAUGUAUAUAUAUAUAUAUAUGUAUUAUCUAUUUAUAUCAAAAACUAAUGUUAUUUAUACUUGAGAUAUUUUAUAAAAGUUUAAGUAAUGGGUUUGAUGAGGUCACUAUUAUUUGAAAUUUUUGGUAAAAAUAUUUUUGGAACUAAUUGUUGUAGGGAGUGUGAACAUGAGAACAUCGAUGAAGUCGACAUAAAAAGGUGGCAACUUGUAGAGGACUUUUAUUUGUUUCCGUACUUCCUAGAUUUCCAAGAAGUGAUAGUAGGCUUAAAGUUUUUAUAAAAAAAGAUAGUAGGCUUAAAGUUGUUGUUCUUUUAUAUAGGAAAAACGAUUAUAUCAAUUCCGUAGAUAAUACAAUGAAUCUAGCAUCAAAGUUAAUUUUAUAAAUCAAACUGAUAUUCCACAAUAUGUGAUUUUCUAGAAUUGCCAAGAAAUUUUGAACAAGAGGAUUUGCUAAUUUGUCUGUCUUUAAUUCACGGGUUUGGGGCAUAAAAUAAUUAGCAGACCACUGCUAUAAAUCAUGGACUAUCAUCUAUUAUGAUGAAUGACGACAUGUGUAUGACAAAAACCUAAAUAAUGAAAUAAUCUUUUUUUUGAACAAUGUUAAAUUUUAUAUCAAUUUUUAAUUUUCGACAAAAUACAAAAAUAAUAGAGAAACAAAAAGACCAAAAUCUACAAACAAAGACUAAACUACAAAGAAAAAUAGGCGAAACCAACAAGCAAAUUAAAAAACCACAUAACAAAUUAAGAGGAUCAUGGCUGACGAAACACCAAUUCCAAGCAUGGAUUUCUGACAUUUGCAAAGUUUCUGCAGACUCGAAGUACGGGAGUCUUCAUUGUUGUUGCCACGAGCUCAUCCUUCUGAGGCAACCCUCGGACCUCGCAACCAGAAAGAGCCGAGGACUAUGCAAAAACAAAAUAGCUUUAGAAGAUGAAACUACACUGGGCGAUAUAGAAAUUUUUACGAGAAGUUAGAAAAGGCCCGUCUGGCCAGCAUCUUCGAAAUAGAAAAGUCUCGAGAAUCAUCUCCCACAUCCCACAGUUGUAACAAAGUUGCCAUAGUCAGAUUGCCAUCACUAUUCAAGACCUAAUCAUUAUGUUUUGUUGCAGAAGAAUAUAACUCAAUUGAAUAAUCACAUGUCUAGAACGUGUGAAGCAAAGCCCGAAUAAAAAAACACAAAACAAUAGAAACGAAGAGAAACCAAACACCAUCUCAGUCUUGAAGAGGACAUAACAUAAGAAAGAAAGAGAUAAACAGAUCGCCGAUGAACCAACGAAAACCACAAGAAUACACCAGUCAGAUCUGUCACCUCAACUAAGUUAAAAGCUUAAAGGCAUCUCCAACAAUGACACCAAACUUGAUGUAAUAUUUUAUUCCAAAUUUGAUGUUUUGGUGUUAUAAUCUUUUUGUCAUCUCCAACAAUGACAUCAAAUUUUACACCAAAUGUAAUAUUAUAUAUUAUUUGAUGUUUUCAGUUUUUAAAGUUUUAUAUUUUCAUUACUUGUAAUUGAUAAAUAAUUAUUUUAUCAUAUUUAUAUUAUUAUUUAUAUUUUAUUAUUUUUAAUUGAUAGAUAAUAUAAUAAUGAGAAAUACCUUAUGAUAGCACUAAAAACGUUUUGGUCACAAAUAUAGACUCUAAGGAUCAAAAUGAUCAAGAUGUUUCAUUAAAGAGGUAAAUAUACAUUUAUACCCCUGUGAUUAAUUAAUUCAAACCUUAUAGUUUAGAGUCAAGGGGUGGAAAUUUAGGAUUGGAGUUUAAAUUUUUAUAAAAUAAAAAAUAAAUAUUAAAAAUUUGAAAAGAAAAAUUUUAAAAAAUAGUUUCAAAGAGUAUUUUCGAAUUACAAAAAGAAAAUUUGAAAAAAAAAUAAAGAAAAUA